AUGUACAUCGCAACGCCAAAGCAGGACACCGCUCACGUGGUGGAGCACACGUUCCUCUUGUGCAAGCCGGACGCCGAACAGUACCACCGCUACAUCCUCCAGACCGUAUCAGACGCGGGUUUUCAGGUGCUCGCGAAAUGUUUCAUCAUCACGCCCACUCUGGCGGAAGAGAUCGCGAGCACGUUUCAAAGUGUGAGGCAUUGCAUGCACGCAGACCACGGGGUGGAGAAGCUCUUCUCCCAGGGCAGGACCGGUGUGCCGGGUGAUCAGCAAUCACAUUCCGCCAAGCGUCGAGAGGCGGGGGAUGGGGGAGGCUCUGGCACCAACAUGGCAGGCCUGGGUCAGCAUGGCGGCGACAGCGGUGCCAAGGGCAGCGGGACUAUCAUCAAGCGCCACCGCAACCAUUUGGAGUCACACCAGAGUAUCAUGGCGGAGAUCUUGCGCCUCACCAGCCGCCACGGCAACACGGAGGACGGCGUCAACGCGGGGCUGCCAGACGCCACUGGUGGCGUCCCCGAUGCCGUCACGACGGACGCAGAUGUCCGCGGUACUCCUGCUGUUGCGUCUGCAGGUGGUGGUGCGGGUGUUGGGGGCGAGAUGAACCGAGAACACAAGCCCGACCGCCGCGUGGCGACGGCGGCAGUGUUAAAAAACACGAUGCUCGAGUCCCUGUCAUAUCAGGAUCUUCUUAAUGAGCACGUGCAGCACCUUGCGUUCGGUGGCACGUGCCUGGCGGUGGAGCUAUCGCGGCAAAACGCGGUGGAGCGGCUGCUGGAAAUAGUUGGGCCGGAGAACCCCAUUGACGCUCGCCGUGUGGCGCCCAGCAGCAUCCGUGCACGCAUCGGGCGGGAUUUGAUCCGCAACGCCGUGCAUGCCGCCUCAAACUUGACGGAGGCGAGUCACUGCAUCUCUGCUGUGUUCGGUUUCGCGACGCAGUACUCCGCCGCGGACAUGCGAGCCCAAGCGGUGCUGACGGAGCCCGGAGGCAACAAGAGCGACGCGCCGGUGAGCGGAACCACGUCCGUGGUGCGUCCACACUGGACACUAGUGAGUGUGCCGCAACGUGGCGUCCACCGCGGCCCGCUGACGCNAGCAAGCGCCCUCCGUAUCGAAGGUACCAACCCGGAGGCACACGUGUCGUACUACACCGGAGAAUUAUCAUCGGGCGAGGGGGCGGGAAAUGCGGGUGCGGCUGGUACGCGUGCAGCGGGCCGCACUACACCACAGGAGGGUGCCGCGUGGCAGAAGAAAGCGGAAGAUCUUGAACUGCAGCUCGCAGAGGAGCGGACAGAGUUGGCCACGAAUGUGAAGCUCCUCCGCGCGCGAGAACUAGACCUCCUUCUGCGCGAGCACGCCCUUGAAAAGGCGACACAGGGCAUAUUCGCCCCGCCGCAGCCGGUUCCACAGAAUCAGCAGCACCAGGUUGAACGACGCAGCCUCUCGGGCAUUUCGACGCUUUCGGUGGAGGGGCAGGUGGCCCAGACGGGAUUCCUGCAGUCUAUCAUACCGGGGCAGCAGCUGCUGGGCAUACCGGGCGGGCUGGGCGACAUGCCGCCGCGGCGGGCUCUGCCGGUGCCGCAGCAGUUCUCACAACGACGCCUCUCCUCCGGUAUCGCAGCCCACGUCACGUCCGGUGCGGCGCCCGUAAUCGAGGCAGAGGACGUGUCGCUUCUGCUUUCGAGGUCAGUUCGCCUCCGUGCACUUUACGCAGCGUUGGCGCGCCGCGCAGAGUCCGGCGAACUCAUGCGAGAGGAUGUGGUGGCGCUGUACGACCGCAGCCCUGCGAUCCAGCUGUUUUGGUUGGAAAACCACCGCGACUUCUUCCAGCGGCACGUGGAGCAGCAUGCAGAGGAGCCGGUGUCCUUUGACAGCUUUGUCAAGAUCUUGAUGUUUCUGCUGAAGCAAUAA
Messenger RNA from Trypanosoma grayi, 1908 nucleotides. RefSeq names its product putative nucleoside diphosphate kinase. The record is from RefSeq and is a predicted model, not a curated record. NCBI's taxonomy places the organism in Eukaryota, Euglenozoa, Kinetoplastea, Trypanosomatida, Trypanosomatidae. Bases 1 to 1908 code for a protein of 635 amino acids. The transcript has a single exon.